AUGAGCAAGGACCGGCACGAGCACCACCUGCGGCGCUGCUGCGGCGGCCUCGCGGCGUGCCUCCUGUUCCUGGUCGUCGCCGUCGCCGUCACCGCGCUCGUCGUCUACCUCGUGCUCCGCCCCGCCAAGCCCUCCUUCUACCUGCAGGACCUGCAGCUCCGCUCCGUCAGCCUCGGGGACCCGUCCCUGUCCGCCACCGCGCAGGUCACGCUCGCCUCCCGCAACCCCAACGACCGCGUCGGCGUCCUCUACCGGCGCCUCGACGUCUUCGUCACCUACCGCGAGGAGCCCGUGACGGUGCCGGUUUCGCUGCCGCCCGCGUACCAGGGCCACCGGGACGUCACCAUCUGGUCCCCCGUGCUGUCCGGGGAGUCCGUGCCCGUGGCCGGGUUCGUCGCCGACGCCAUGAAGCAGGACAUCGCCGCCGGGUACGUGGCACUGCAGGUCAAGGUCGACGGCCGCGUCCGGUGGAAGGUCGGCAGCUGGGUCUCCGGCAGUUACCACCUCUUCGUCAGCUGUCCCGCCGUGCUCGCCGCCGGCCCUGGUGGCAUGCCGACCGGGGGCGCUGGCCUCAACGGUACAGCCAGCCGCGCCGUCGCGUCGCUCAAGUUCACGCAGCCGACAGGGUGCACCGUCGGCACAUGA
This is a messenger RNA of Triticum turgidum subsp. durum (durum wheat), 645 nucleotides long. Lineage: Eukaryota; Viridiplantae; Streptophyta; Magnoliopsida; Poales; Poaceae. The record is from the annotation of a GenBank genome assembly.